AUGAUUUGGUGGUAUAUUCUUAUCUGUAUUAUUUCAAUUCAUAAGAUUGUUCAUCCUGUUCAAUCACAAGAUAAUGAUGAUGAUGGUGAUAAUGAUGUUGGUGACGAAGAUCAAGAAGAAUCAACAACAAUUUCUCGAUUAACCACUAUACAUAAUGUUACAGAACAAUCAGUUCAACAGAUUUCAUUACCUACACAGAAUCUUACAUUUACCAAUCGUGUAAGCAACGAAAGUGAACAAAAUAUGAAUCAAAUUGAUUUAAAUAUUUCAUUAAAGCAUCGUAUUAUUAUUGCACUAGCUGUUCUAUGUGUAGCUCUUGCUGUUCUACUUGGUUUGCUUAUUUCAAUUGUUAUAUAUCAAUGGUUACAAAAGAAGAAGAAGGAAAAAGAUGAUUUAAUGAAUGGAAGAAGUACAGCACGACCAGAUUUUGUUGAUUCAUCAUAUAAUUAUCAUGAUCAUACUUAUCAACAAGCAAUUAAACUUUAG
This is a messenger RNA of Adineta steineri, 486 nucleotides long. The record is from the annotation of a GenBank genome assembly. Lineage: Eukaryota; Metazoa; Rotifera; Eurotatoria; Adinetida; Adinetidae.